AUGUGUGACUCGUCCAUAGUUUUCGAAGGCAAGAAACUAAAAUUAUCCGUUUCAAAAUUCGGUGUACUCACGUGUCCCAAAACAAGAGAAACUUUUGAAUUUCAAAAAUUUACAUGGACAACUACAAAUAGACUGACGUUUGAGGUUAUAACUUUGGAUGCUGCAAUUGUUAGCCUACGUGUACCGGACAGAAAUUUUAAGCCGGAUGAAGUUCUUCUCGCAAGCUCCGAAACUUUGAAAGCUUAUCUUUACUACGCUGAAGCCAAUAUGACUUCAUCGAUUCAGUCUGCACCAUUAAAACGAAGCAAUGAGUGGUCCCAGAGAAUUUGGUCAUCCUACGUAAUUGGACCUGAUCUCAUUCUAACCAAAGUUGUGCUCGGCGAGUGUAUCAAUCUGAUGAUCCAAGUACGAUUCAGUGUGACAUUUAACAACGAGAUUCGGAUCGUAUACCAUGUCGCAAGUGAUCGAGUUCGUUCCCUGGAAACUUCUCAUCGGAUAAUGCUAAAUCUAGGCGGUCACUGUUCUGCUCAUUUGGGAACGUACGAUCACGUGGCGCAGUUAAAUGCAGAUGGUUUCUACCGUUUAAGUGGAAACAAAGCCAUUGACAACGUAAAGAAAUGUAUGGCAUCUGAUGUGGCAGAUCUUCGGGUGGCUCAGCAUGUCGGGAUGGCGGUAUACAGGUCGGAAAGUAACGGAUUCGAUGGCGUCUAUGAGCUGCCAAAAUUGGAAAACUCUCAAUUCGACAUGAGGCUGAUCCAGGCGAGAAAUGGACGAGCUAUGGAGAUCUAUUCAAACUUUAAAUGGAUGCAGUUCUCAACGUUGAAUAAUCUUCCAGAUCCAAAUCAAAAUAUUAAACCGUUCUACGCUUGCCUUGGAAUAAGAAAUAUUGAAGACAUUUUCAAUAUCCAGCAACUGAUUAACUCCGUAGUUUAUGAGGUGGAAGGCGACGAUUUGAUUAUUACAGAGAAUUCGACCAUUUUUUCGAAGGAUUCUGAUACACUCAAUGAAUCGAAAAUGAAUAUUUUUAUUGAUGAAGUUCUACUUCAAGAUUUGGAAGAAAGAAUACAAGCAUUGAAAGAAGCAGGCAUUUUGAGCAUUGCAGAUGCUCAUGAUAUAAUUAUUGAUUUACUGUAUAUGAGUCUCGAUCUUGGGAGCGAAUCUAGUGUCAGCUCCUACGGAUUAGAGGAAGAGGAAAUCAGAAAAAUAAUUCACGAUUUAAUGUUAAAGGCACUUCCAAGUCCUACCAUUUCAUUUUCUGAAACACUUGAUACUUCAACGAUGGAAAAAAUAUCAAACGUUUCAUCUGAGGAAACAGAACCAGAGGAAGUCCUAAACGAGUACCAGAAGCAUAGUGGAAUACUUCUGCAGUUGAGUAAUAUCCCAUUUUUGAAAAAAUGCAAACAACGAAGCAUGUUUUCCUCUAGUUUUAACUAUCGAGCAACUCCUCAAUUAGUUUAUAACCGUAACGUUACUAUGAAAUUCGGUAUUUGUAAAAAAUCGUUCCCAAAUAACAAUAAAUCGAGCUCUACCACCUAA
Sabethes cyaneus is the source of this 1536-nucleotide messenger RNA. RefSeq lists its product as uncharacterized. Gene Ontology annotation, molecular function: aldose 1-epimerase activity; carbohydrate binding. The coding region runs from base 1 to 1536 and encodes 511 amino acids. The record is from RefSeq and is a predicted model, not a curated record. The transcript has a single exon. Lineage: Eukaryota; Metazoa; Arthropoda; Insecta; Diptera; Culicidae. Gene Ontology annotation, biological process: glucose metabolic process; beta-D-galactose catabolic process via UDP-galactose, Leloir pathway.